CUCACUGCACGCCGCGCAUCGUCUGUCCGUCUGAUAACCCGCCGGAUUUUCAGUACAUCGUCUCAACAGAGGUGCCUUCUGCUUUAUCCUAGUCUGCUCAACGUUAUCCAUCAUGGCUGAGAAUAAACUGGCCUCCUUUGGGAAGAUGCUGCUGAGGCGUCGCAUGCUGGACACUUCUCAGGACGAGACCCGCUUCGCUCGCUGUCUCACCACUCUUGACCUCAUAGCCCUCGGGGUAGGGGCGACACUGGGUGCAGGUGUCUACGUUCUGGCUGGGGAAGUGGCCCGAGAGAAGGCUGGACCUGCCAUCGUGCUUUCUUUCCUCAUUGCGGCCUUGUCUUCUGUCCUCGCUGGUUUGUGCUACGCCGAAUUUGGCGCACGUGUUCCCAAGACGGGAUCCGCUUACCUGUACAGCUACGUAACAGUGGGUGAAAUAUGGGCCUUCAUCACGGGAUGGAACCUCAUUCUGUCAUACGUGAUUGGCACAGCCAGUGUGGCACGGGCUUGGAGCUCAACGUUUGACAAUCUAGUGAACAAAACCAUCUCUGAUUUUUUCACUGAUUACAUGUCGUUUCCAGACACUGGAAAAGUGUUAGCAGAGUAUCCAGAUGUGUUUGCUCUCAUCCUGGUCAUAUUGCUCACAGGAUUAUUGGCAUUUGGAGCGAGUGAAUCUGCGCUUGUCAACAAGAUCUUCACAGGAAUCAACCUGGUGGUUCUGACAUUUGUUAUUAUAUCGGGCUUUGUGAAAGGCGACACUGCCAACUGGAACCUCACUGUGGAGAACUACAUUAACAGCACAAACAACUACAAUGCAGAGAAAAUUGAAAAAGAAUUCGGCUCGGGUGGUUUUGCACCAUUUGGCUUGAGUGGAAUCCUAACUGGCGCUGCUACUUGUUUCUAUGCAUUUGUGGGUUUUGACUGCAUCGCAACCACAAGUGAGGAGGCCAAAAACCCCAUGCGUUCCAUCCCGAUUGGCAUAGUGGCCUCUCUGCUCAUCUGCUUUUUUGCCUACUUCGGAGUGUCAGCAGCGCUCACACUCAUGAUGCCCUAUUAUAAGCUGGAUGUUCAAAGUCCACUUCCAGAGGCCUUUCAGUAUGUGCAAUGGGGCCCCGCUCGCUAUAUUGUAGCGGUGGGGUCUCUGUGCGCCCUUUCCACCAGCUUGUUGGGCUCCAUGUUCCCUAUGCCUCGUGUGAUUUAUGCCAUGGCUGAGGAUGGUCUGCUCUUUCGCUCCCUCUCCCGCAUGCACAAGAAAACCAAGACACCUGUGCUGGCCACCAUUGUGUCUGGCAUUGUAGCAGCUCUGAUGGCCUUUCUGUUUGAUCUCGCCGCAUUAGUGGACUUGAUGUCAAUUGGGACCCUACUGGCAUACACUCUAGUUGCUGUGUGUGUACUCAUUCUCCGGUACCAGCCAGGCAGUCUUGGUUCCAGUGGUGCGAAUGAGAAGCCAAUGGAACUGCAGAGGCUGGAGGCUAAAGGAGGCAUGGCAGAUGUGGAUAGCGGGGAUGAGUACAGCCAGGAGCUGGAGACAACGCCCCUCAAGGAGAGGUUUUCCAUCAGGAUGCUGGUGCAGCCCAUCUGUGACGUACCCACCAAGAUUUCUGGCAUCAUUGUUUACGCUGUAACUUGCACCAUAUCUGUGCUGUUCACUCUGCUGUGUGUGGUGCUGGCAGUGUACGGAGAGCAGGUGGGGAAGGGCAGCGCUCUUUAUAUCACUUUGGUUGUUCUCCUGUCUGUUCUGUCUUCUUUCUGCAUCUUCAUCAUCUGGCGACAGCCCCAGAGUAAAGAGGUUCUCACUUUCAAGGUGCCUUUGCUCCCCAUUCUGCCAUUGGUCAGUAUCUUUGUGAAUAUUUACCUCAUGAUGCAAUUGGAUGGACCUACAUGGGUUCGUUUCGCCAUAUGGAUGGUUAUUGGUUUUAUUAUCUAUUUUGCAUAUGGAAUAAGGCACAGCUCUCAGGGUAAAAACAAUUCCCCAGAAAAAUUUGAGCCCAUCCUUCAAGCAAAGAAACCAAUCUACCUGCCUGAAGAUGACACAUAUUAAGAAGAACUGGAUUGGUAACAACCGGUUUUGUAAAAUGCUGCCAUUUCACUUUAUAAUGCACCUUAUAAUUCUUCUAAAGUCUGCAUCGAAAACUGACAAAAAAUGUUUUUUAUUCAGUAGGUAAACUGUGUAUUUCUUGCUAAUUGUUUACCUUGUGUCAGUAAAUGAUGGUACUGUAACAGUGUUACUUAUGUAUGUCUAGGCUUCAUUAUGAAAAGAAUUCGGUCUAGUCCUACAUGUACUUUGUAUGCACAUGUUGUUUUCAGAGAUGGGGCAGGGUGUCUGCAUGUGGGUGGUCAUUUAGGGUGACUCCUUCCUCUCACAAUGAAUGGGAAUAUGUUAUUCAAAGGCUUUGUUUAGACAGGCAGCAAAAAUCUCAUUGGGCGUACCCAACUCAAGUUUUUAAAAAAAAUCAUUUAUGAUGCAAUCUUUGUGCAACGUCCUUCAUGUCUACAUUUACUCGUAUAGCACACUGUCACAUUUGCUAUGCAGUAAAAGUGACUGAUUGCACAAUGAUGUUCUCUCAUGAGUUCAGCACUGCAGUGAGAUGUCAAGGUGGACAUGAACAGAAGCAACAUUGAUGCUUUUCUCUCCUCUCUUUCCACCCUGACAGGUGUUUCCGUUAUGCUGGAUCUCAUGUCAUUACUAUAGUAUCCAGUGUAGAUAUUGACUAGCCUCUGCUGUAGGCAAACCGAUCAGAAUUCAUCCUUUGCGAAAUGACAGUGAGCACAGUCAGAAAAUUCACAUUUAAAGACCAAAUUAGAUUUGAGUGCAGUGUGAACAAACCCAGAAUAUUUUUACUAGACCAGAGAGAAUUGAGAGCGUGUAAAAUAACAUGUGCAUUAUUGUUUUGAACUCAAAACAUCCUUGUAGUACUUAAUUUUCUAAACUUGAUAUGAUUGGAAAAAGUGAUGCAUGAAGAAUAUUUUAAAAACGGCCUUGGAUUUUGUCAGUAGUUUUCUAUUUGUAAAAGUAUGUUCUUGUAUAUUUUUGUAAAUGUAUUGAUGCAUUUAUGUACACGUAGGAGGAAAAUGUAUUUAUUGUUGUCACUGUAAUAUGUUUUACACAUUUAGAAAGAACAAUACAUUUCAGCAGAGUUUUCUCUAUUGAGCUGUACAUAUUUUGGAUGUAAAACAGGAAGCUUUGUCUUAAAUGUGCUUAAUAGCAAAAACAGAAAUGACCUUAUCUAUUUCUAGAAAGGGGUCUAUGUUUUUUACUUACGUGACAAAAUUAAUAAUUUUUCAUUUUGAGCAUCAGCAUCUUAAGUGCUCUUAUUUUUCAUGCACAGUUUAUGCUGUUGUCAUAAUGUUUUUUGUAAAAACAUUGCGAUGUAAAUGCUUUUUUCUUUAAGCAAAAGUAGAUCUGAAUGUAGAGAUUAUGGAGCUUUGUGACUUUGGUGGCUUUUUCCAUUUGCUGCUGGGAUAUGGUAUAUGUUAUUGACAUGAACAGAGCAAUGUAUGGCUCUUUACACUAAACAGAAUUGUUUGUACAGUAUAUUUUUCAAGAGUCAUUACCAUUUUCUGCAAAUAUCGUGACUUUACAGCCUGUUUUGCCAUUAAUGUUUACACAAUGCUGCUGUGUAGGUGAGCUGGAACUGUUUCUUCCAGUUUAUUGAAAAUCAUAUCUGUUACAAAGUUGAGUUAUGAGUCAGUACUAUUAACUUUGAACAGACACUGCCUUCUCUUAUACAGACCCUUAUGAGUAUUACUGUAGUCUACAUUUCCUCAGAAGUGAUGGCUUUACAUGGCUUGAUGCUGUGACUAGCUUUUUUCACUCUUUCAGAGGUAUAGAGCUGUUCAGAUUGAAGUCCUAAAACCUGGAAAAGAGUUUUAAAGGCAUGUAUUCCCUCUGCAAUUAAUUCUGGAUUUUUUAAUUUAUGAGUAAAUUAAGGUCUGUGGUUUACGUUACUUGUUAGCACAGGUUCUUUAUAUAAUAUUAAAGGAACAAAUGUCAAUAUUAGUAUAUGUUAAUUUAGUUAACUAAUGUUAAUAAAUGGAAGCUUAGUUACCACAUAAUACCUAAAUAUAUAUAAAAAAAAAAAUAACUUGCUUAACAAGCUUCCGGAUUGGCAUCAUGCUCUAUUGAUAUGUAUUGCUACUGUAAUAUAACAGGCAUUACUGUUUACUGUGUUAUAAGACAUUGUUUAAUAUUCGUGUAUAUAUUUGCUCUUUAAAGUUGAAGUGUGAAAUUUCUGUGCCACCGAUGUCAGCUAAUGAAAUUGCAAAAAUAGUUAUGGUUUUCAUAAAAUGCUCCCAGAUAGUCCCACCCCAAACUCACACCACUGGUUGCUGGAUUGGAUGCUUAAUCAUGGAUCGGCGCUAUUUACACUUUUUGAGUAAAUCAGAAUAUAAAUGGCUCACUUUUAGUUUUCUCUGCGUGUUAAGAUGAGAUAGAAGAAAGUAUGUUAACAUUCAAACAAAUUACACACUUCAGCUUUUCUAUGUAAAUAGCCUACUUAAUGUGCCUUUAUUAUGUGAUAUGCUGUUAUCAAAUAAAU
This is a messenger RNA of Sinocyclocheilus grahami, 4535 nucleotides long. RefSeq names its product cationic amino acid transporter 3-like. Gene Ontology annotation, biological process: amino acid transport; transmembrane transport. The coding region runs from base 113 to 2038 and encodes 641 amino acids. Gene Ontology annotation, molecular function: amino acid transmembrane transporter activity. NCBI's taxonomy places the organism in Eukaryota, Metazoa, Chordata, Actinopteri, Cypriniformes, Cyprinidae. The record is from RefSeq and is a predicted model, not a curated record. Gene Ontology annotation, cellular component: plasma membrane. The transcript has 12 exons.